CAAUAAUAAAAUGCCAAAGUCAAAAGCUGCCCAGAGCAACUUCUUUAUCUCAAAAAUAAAGCAGGAGUUAAUGGCUCAGUACGGUGCAUGAAAUGAGAACCUAAUUAACAAGCACAUAUAAUCUCCUUGAGCCACAACAAACUUAAGGUUGACAAACAACACUACGAAAUACACAAGGAAAGGAUCGCUAAGAAGAUCGAUAAAGCUAUAAAUAGAACGCCAGAUACUACCAUCACAGACGUGAAGAACUUCGCGGCAGCUAAAAAUAAAACAAUGGACUCUCUCAAAGAGAAGAGCUCUGUCCUACCUGAUAUCCAGAAGAAGGAUUUGAAACUCCCCCUCCCGAUUCGAGAGACGACUGCAAGAUUGAAUAAUAGCAGGAAAUCUUCCCUGGAAAACAAGCAAACUAUUGACUCUUCACCGAUAAAGAGAGAGACUAGCACCCAGAAAUCGAAUGGGAAUGAGUAUGAUUUCAAGGAUAAUCAGCACUCCAUGAUGAAACCUAAGAUGAAAUAAGAAAUUUUUCGGAAGAAAUAAUAUCAGCCUUGACCGCUCGAAAGAUCCAAUCAAGAAGAACAUAAUUCAGCUGAAGAACAGCUAUAAUAUGACUGGAGGGAGGAGCCCAAAAGACUCCGUCUCUUCUGGGUUCAACCAGAGCACUACUUCAUCUUAUGCAGGGGACAAAUCCCCCUACUGGGACCUUCUCUCUCUGAACGAUGUCAGAGAGCACGAAAAAGAGGUAGAAAAGAAGAAAGAAGCCAAGCGUAGAGCCCAAAACCAUCUCAAAGCCUGUCUUGAAGGCCAGAUGCGGGAGAAAAACGUGAAGGAUAAUAUCUCAAAAUUCGACCUCAGAUCUUCUAAGAACGAACUGUUGCUCGACAAGAUGAAAUUACUCGAAAGAGGCCAUCUUCAAAAGGCAAAUAUGCACCUAAGAUCUAUCGAUAGAGACAUGAAGAAAAUCGAGGAUAAAAGAGAUGCUGAUAAAUACCUCCUUCAAUCUUCAAUGCGAAUUCCUCAAACCCACAGCUCUCAUGACUUUAGCAAGUCAAAGAGCAUGGUUAGGGAGAGUCAGGAGCAUAACCCGAUGAUGAGUCUAGACUUCAGGAGAAGGCAGAAGAAUUUCAAAGAUUCACUUGACCAUAUCAUUCACAGUCGUAAAGAGGCAAAUAAAGAGCAUGAACAUAUUAUCAAGAGACAAGACCUUGAAAAUAUGAGAUAUGAGAAUGAUGUGCUGCUUAAGCUAGAGCAUGACCAGAAGAACAACAUGCUCACAAAGGUGAAGAACCCUCUCCAGAACUUAGACCAUUCCUACAACCCGAACUUAUCUUUAGCCUCCCAACAGGCAGAUAAACUUCAUUAUGACUACGUCUCUCAGAAAAUUUUGGAACGGCAAAAGAAGGAGAAUGAGAAAUAUGACAGAAGAGAUCGUGAAAGAAAAGAGAGGCUCAUGGAAAUCCAAAAGUAUCAAAGAUAUCAAAUGAAUGAUAAAAUAGCAGCAAAACAUGCUUCAAAGAGCAAAGAGAGACUUAUCUCAAAACAUAUAAUAUCUAAGGACUUGGAUGAGAUGAAUCAAUUUCAGAAUAAGCAAAAUAUGAUCAGAAAGCAAAAGACUCAGAUGGUCAAGCAACUCUUAGAUGACCAGAUACAACAAGAUAGAGUAUUUAAGAGUAAUGAUGAGCUAGAGGAAAGAGAAUUUGCCCUGAAUGCAAAUAAGAUUAGAUCUAUCAUUGACAAAUACUAAUUUCUACAAAAAUUAUUCAAA
Messenger RNA from Moneuplotes crassus, 1762 nucleotides. The record is from the annotation of a GenBank genome assembly. Lineage: Eukaryota; Ciliophora; Spirotrichea; Euplotida; Euplotidae.